Acanthoscelides obtectus is the source of this 1304-nucleotide messenger RNA. NCBI's taxonomy places the organism in Eukaryota, Metazoa, Arthropoda, Insecta, Coleoptera, Chrysomelidae. The record is from the annotation of a GenBank genome assembly.
AAGCUUCGGAUGUGUAGUUUUCCUGAUUGUACACCGAGACCGGCGACAAACACAAAAUGCCUGAAACGGAGCCGACUUCAUUAAUCCAGCAUUUUAACACGGGUGCUUAGCAUGAGAAAGUAAAUUUCUAAAAACUGAAUCUCGGGCAGCAAAGACACAGUGGAGUCGAGCAGCUCACCGGCAGAGAUCGGCUUGUCACUCUGAAUGACUGCAUGUAGAGUGCUGUCAUCCGCAUGAGCCUCACCAUAAGACUGGAUGAGUUUACUCCACAAUCGACCAGAACCUUUGUUGACCUCGAGAGAGAAUAGCACCAAUUUUACGGUGGCUAUGGCUAUAACAUUUAGAUUUACUCUAUAGUUACAAAAAAUGGCGGAUGAUGAGAAAUCCCAAAGAAAUUCGACCGACAAAGUAAAGAUGGAAGAUGAAACGAGUAGCUUGGAUACUGUGAAGAAAGCAGAGCCGUCUGAAAACAUAUCUAUUGUCAGAUCAUUGGAAGGCAUAAGCGAGGAAAUUCUGGAAAAGGUGCAUGAAACCAAGCCUUCGUUAGAGAAAGUAUACGAUGGAAAGAUCACCGUAGAGUCAAAAAUCGCGCUAGAGAAGCAUGAAAUAGAUAAAGAGAAGGGCCACAGUGAACACGAAGUCGUUUCAACUCCAUCGUUGGACCCCAGCAUGGCUACGGUAGGAGAAAGUCUCUCCCCAGCUACUUUUGAGAAAGGCAUGAAAGCAGGAUCUGAAAGGAUCGUUCGCAAUCAGAGUGAUAUUUUCUCGUUGAAGACACAAACUAGCGUCGAAUCGUCCAUAUUCUCGGUGAACGGCUCGCCUUCCAGAAAGGUAAUUUAUAGGAGAGUAGCAAGUCCCAGUAACGUAUUCCCAUUUGAUAAAACACACACUGAACCCCCUGCAAAUAUCGGAAAGCCACUGGACAGGGUGAACGACUCGAAGGAAUAUUGCGAUUUGAAGAGACCAUCGAGUUCGAUCAGAAAUCCAUUGACAGGAACUGGACUCAAUUCCAAUGACGAAUACAGGUUUAAAGGAACCAAACGAAGAGAUGGGAAUCCUGUGCUAGGCGUAGGUUAUACUCCAGAAGCGAUGCCAUCUUCCCAGAGAAUACCUCCUGGUGGAUACUCUCACAAGCUUUGGUGAUGAUCACUUUAUGCAAGAAUAAAUUCCCAGUGACAUUGAACACCUUUUGAAUUACACAUAUGUAAAUGUAAUAAUGGAAUGGAGUAAGAAAAGAUAAAGUACUGGAAAUGACAAAGGGGUAUUAUCUAAAAUGUUAAUUUUAACGGAAUAUCAUUCUUUUC